AUGGCCGCCCAUCCCCAAACACCCAGAUCCACGCGAAUGUUGCAAUGGAUGGAAGAUGAUGUGCCCGUCAUCGACUCUAAGGAAUCCUUCACCGACGUCGUGUUUAAAUUAUCAACCUAUAUCGCAAAAGCAACUGACGCCGCAUAUACAUUUGAGCAGCUUCGAACAACCACUGCUGGCCAUGGCCUGAAACCCUUGAUUUCCGACCUCAGCGAGAACUGCCAUCACCCGGCAAUUGUUGCUGCUCUACUGGCUGCAGGGUAUCUUUUCACCAGUAUUGAUUCUGAUGCCGAUGGGGCUUUGAAUGUGUCGAGAGCACUGGCCUGUGAAUUGGUCGCCUGGCAGUUCUUGACCUUUCUCUCAGAGAAGGAGCUUAUCGACUACCUGCUGUAUGAAUUACCUCAAUAUGACGACGAUGAGAAUCUUGAUUCCUCUGUUGGAGAGGAAGGUUCCAACGGUCGACCUGCAGGCGAAACCUCCAGGAAUAGUCGUGGCUCUUCCUCCGACGAGUCAUCACCACUCAUACGUUCACGCUCCGCUGAAUAUUCGGGCUUCCGGCCCCCGAAACGAGCAAGUAUCGAUCUUUUUAGCCAUACUCCGAGCUCGAUGUUCAAGGACGGUUCAAGUGGUACUCGCAUUAACCUCGACCAGUCAAUGGCGGGCAUGAAUGCCCUGGAGAUUGCAGCAAUUGGUGAUGCCAAGAAAUUCCUCUCCCAGAAACCGGUCCAGAAGAUCAUCGAGGACAUCUGGAACGGCGACGUGGUCUUCUGGGAGUCUCUUUCUGUUCAUGCUGUCAAGAAACCUCGCGUCUAUAACAGGCGUGUUGCUGACCCCUUCUCCCGCCUCCGUGUCCCCAAAUAUCAGAAAUUCUUCCAAACGGCCUUCUUCAUCUCACUUCUCGCUCUGUAUUAUGCAGUCCUGGUGGAACGAAACCCUCAGCAUAUCACUGCUACAGAGUCGAUGCUGUACAUCUGGAUUGCCGCAUUCGCAUAUGAUGAAUUCGGGGAGAUCCAAGAUGCUGGACUGAUGUUUUACCAAACUGAUUUCUGGUCCUUGUGGGAUAUUGGCAUCAUAGGCGUUUCUGCUGCAUUCGUUGUCACCAGAAUCGUGGGCCUCAUGAAAGAUAGUGAUUACAUUAUCGAUGUGGCAUUCGACAUCCUCUCCAUGGUUGCCCUUUUCUUAGUCCCAAGGAUUUUUUCGGUCAUGAGCUUGAAUCCAUAUUUUGGAAGCCUGAUACCCGUGCUCAAGGAGAUGACCAAAGCAUUUUGCAAAUUUUUACCUGUUAUAGUUGUCCUUUAUCUUGGAUUUCUCACGACAUUUACCAUGCUCGCACGAGAUCGAAUGUCACUUAAUGAAAUGUCGUGGCUUUUGAUCAAGGUGUUUUUUGGUUCCAGCUACCUUGGCUUCGACAUGGCUGUCAAGAUAUCUCCCUUGUUUGGAUAUACCUUGAUGCUGAUUUUCGUCUGCUUGACCAAUAUUCUACUCAUCACAUCCCUUGUAUCGUUGGUCUCCAACUCUUUGACCGAGGUCAUGGCCCAUGCCAGAGAGGAAUAUCUUUUCCAGUACUCCAUCUACGUUCUCGAAAGUAGCACUUCGCGUCGCCUCACCUAUUUCAUGCCCCCUCUGAAUCUCCUUCCUCUUACCCUAUUGCGACCCCUGCGACUCUUUUUCCCAUCAGAACAGGUUCGCCGUAUCCGCAUCUUCGUCCUAAAGGCGACCCAUCUUCCGUUCAUGGCUGUCAUCUGGACGUACGAGAAAUCUCGUCGCUUUGUCUCGCAUCCUCACCCUACACUGACAAAAGCCCCACAUUUCACCACUCGUCCUCUGAGCGCAGGCCACUUCAACUUCGAUGGGACCCAAGAUGCUGCCAGAGCAUCUACCUCCCGUCAAGCGCUUCCUGAAACUUCUCCAUCAAGAUCUCCCAACUUAGGCGGCUCAACAAUGAAAUCUGCCUCGGGCGGUGCCGAAAGCCCAGAAGUACUCGCUCUUAUCCAAAAAUUGAGUGAGCAAGUGGACAUCUUGACGGCAAUGGUCGCCGGCCAAGGGAAAGAUUGA
Messenger RNA from Exophiala aquamarina CBS 119918, 2055 nucleotides. RefSeq lists its product as uncharacterized. The transcript is spliced from 9 exons. The record is from RefSeq and is a predicted model, not a curated record. Bases 1 to 2055 code for a protein of 684 amino acids. NCBI's taxonomy places the organism in Eukaryota, Fungi, Ascomycota, Eurotiomycetes, Chaetothyriales, Herpotrichiellaceae.